Molecule: messenger RNA, 1973 nt
Organism: Paramuricea clavata
Lineage: Eukaryota; Metazoa; Cnidaria; Anthozoa; Malacalcyonacea; Plexauridae
Source: the annotation of a GenBank genome assembly
CAUAGCCCAUACUCGCGUAUUAUGCAAAAUGGCUGAAGCUUCUGCUCCUCCUGAUCUCUCAACAUAUCAAUAUGACCCUUGCUGUCCCUUGCCAACUGGUUUGAUCACUCGGACUCUAUUAUUAGGAAUGGGAUUAUUUUAUGAGUGUGAGAGUCUUUCAGAACUCAACUCUUCAGACCCUCGGACUUUUGUAUCGUAAAUGUAUAUUCAUUUUAAGGUACUCAAAAAAGUCUUGCUUCUAAGUAAAGGGGUAUCCGAUAAAUUGCAAUCUGAAGACUUGGACGUUGUUACCGGCUGCGAGAGGGUUACAGAUCUGCUCGCCUCAAUCAGGGCUCUUCGGUGCGAACCAAAGUUUGAAGCUUUCUGGGAAAGUACUCUUCAAAAAUGCCGCAUACUAAGUAUUGAAGAACCAAAAGAUGAACGCGUACGUAAGAUUCCUCGGAGAAUUGACGACAAUCCCGAAACCGCCGUCCACCUGUCGCCAAAAGACAAGUUUAGAGUUUCUUUCUAUUAUAAUGUAAGUCACUCGAUUACCGGAUUACGCAUAUGUAUAAUUAUAGGGUUGCCCGCCUAAAUAUAGACUGUCUCUAAUACAAAAUAAAAAGUAAACGUAGGUGUGCAUUUAAUACUAUCAAACUCAUUAAUAAUUUAUGAGGAAAAUUGAAAAGAAAUACAUGUUUAAUCAGUGUCUGUAUACGCUGAUAAAGAACCGUCCUGAUUUGCAUAAACUUUUCUCGCAAUUUUCUAAGUUUAUAACAUUUAUUUUUUAAACAUAAUUUGAAAACAUGAUUGUCUGUUUGAGGUCGUUUGAUAAGUAAUUUACAAAAUUCGUGUCCGUUCUGUAUCAGUGUACACAGAUACUCGUGCGAAGCACUCGUGUCUGUAUACACUGAUACGGAACGGCCAGUUAUUUUGUAAAUAGUACUAAAAGUAGGUGUAUUAAAGAAUGUUUAGAAUUAUUUUCUAUAUUGUAGAUACUAGAUCUUAUGAGCUCCUCAAUUGAAAGCCGUUUCGACAAACAUAAUGCGCCAGUUCUAAAGGGACUUGGAUACUUGGGUCCAUCUCGUUUAGCCAGUCCAGAAGCUUGGGAAAACAUAUCUUUAGCAGUCCAGUGGUUCCAAAGUGACCUAGAUGUUGAUGCAUUAGAGAGCGAAAUCUUUUCUUUGCAGACAUCAUUGCUGCUCACCAAUGUCAAUAAAAAAGCGAAGUCCGAGAAGAGAAAGGCCAGUUUUGACGACCUAUUCAAGGUGUUGCAAACGGAACCAGAAUGCUACGGAAACGUCAUAAAGCUAAUGAAAAUAACUUUGACACUGCCACUUACCUCAACUAGUGCUGAAAGAGCAUUUUCGAAGUUGAAACUGAUCAAGUCCAGACUAAGGUCAACAAUGAAGCAAGAAAGCCUAGAAAGUCUUAUGCUGAUGUCUGUGGAAGCCGACAUAUUGGAACAGCUUGAUCUGGAAGAGCUUGUAGAAAAAUUUGUAGAUAUGGCUCCAAGAAAAAUGGAUUUAGUUUAAAGUUAGAUGGAUUCAGUUUAAAUUUAGAUAGCAUAGCAAAUGUGUAAUGAUGACAAUAGGUCUAAAAUUUUAUGAAGUUUUCAGUUGGUAAUCAACAUAAUUAUUAAAUCUAAAGAUUUUGUCAAGGGUAUUGCGUCUUGUUCUAGAGUAAUAUAACCGAAUUUUGUGAUUUAUGACCGUCCAAUUACUUUAAAAACUCGUAUCAGAAUGCAGGAAAUGGCGUUUCCGAGCCCUGGAAACCAAAAUUUUCCCGGGGGAACAUGCCCCCGGACCCCCCUAGGGGGUUCGUGGCUUCGAACCUCUUGCCCCCCCAAACAUUCGACCCUGGCUACGCCACUGAUUGUGACUAAAAUGUAGCAGUCACAAGCCUUUAAAUCUGAUUUUAAAUAUACGCGAUGUUUCAGCCGCAUUUUAGCUAUUUCCUAACACACGCAUACACAAAAAUUGUAUAACACAGCA